AUGAACGCGGAGCUGCGCAACUGCGAGAUCCUCGGGGUCGGCGUCGUGCCAUGCCUCUUCUCAGGCUCGGGCCAUGUCUACGAGUUUGUGCGCACGCUGCGCAAGUGUAUUUAUGGUAAGGUCAAGCACGCCGUGGAGCUCACGCCGCACCCGAACGGCUCGGGCGUCUUUGUGCGCACGAACCUCGAAGUCGCGAUUAAGGUCAUGAGCAAGGCCAUCAUCGAGCAGGGCAACCUCCAGGAAAACCCCAUGGUCGAGCUUGCGACGCAGCAGUACCUCUCGACGCCGGGCCAUCCGAAUGUUCUGCCGCUGCUCGAGUGCCUCCACGACCCCGAAUUUAUCUAUGCGGUGCUGCCCUUCUGCAAAGGCGGUGAGCUCUUCUCGCUCGUCGAGAGCGGCGGCGCCAUGGACGAAGGCGAGUGCCGGCACUGGUUCGCCCAAGUGCUCAACGGCCUCUCGUACCUUCAACACCGGUUGAUAUGCCACCGCGACAUGUCGCUCGAAAACGUUCUUCUCGAUGGCAGCAUUUCCAAGAUUAUUGACUUUGGGCUGUGCAUUGGCAUCCCUGUUGACGCACAAGGCAUGACAUACUCGUUGCCACCCGCUGGCGCCGUGGGCAAGAUCUUUUACAUGCCGCCCGAGAUCUACCGGAACCAAGUGCCGUUCAAUGGGUUUGCGGCUGACAUUUGGUCAACGGGCGUCAUGCUCUUCAUCAUGGUGACGGGUGCACCGCCGUUUGAGCGGCCGGACGACGUGGACCCGCGCUUCCAGAUGAUCGCGACAGGCCGUCUUAGCGAAAUGCUCGACUCAUGGGGCAUGCACCACGUGAGUCGAACUGUCCGGGACCUCCUCAAUAAGAUGCUGGUCGUCCACGACCCGCGGCAACGGCUCACGGUCGACCAGAUUGCACAGCACCCGUGGGUUCUCGGCCAGCACUAA
This is a messenger RNA of Saprolegnia parasitica CBS 223.65, 939 nucleotides long. Its product is annotated as CAMK protein kinase. The record is from RefSeq and is a predicted model, not a curated record. NCBI's taxonomy places the organism in Eukaryota, Oomycota, Saprolegniomycetes, Saprolegniales, Saprolegniaceae. Bases 1 to 939 code for a protein of 312 amino acids. Gene Ontology annotation, biological process: protein phosphorylation. The transcript is spliced from 4 exons. Gene Ontology annotation, molecular function: ATP binding; protein kinase activity.